CGGGAAGGGGGCGACAUGGAGGGCAGCCUGGGCCGGGCGGUGUGCAUCCUAACCGGGGCUUCGCGGGGCUUCGGCCGCAGCCUGGUACCGCUGCUGGCUUCGCGGCUGGCGGCCGGCUCCGUACUGGUGCUGAGCGCCCGCAACGACGGCGCCCUGCGGGAGCUGGCCGCCAAGCUGGGGCCGCUGUGGCCGGGCCUCCGGGUGCGGUGCGUGCCGGCCGACCUGGGCAACGAGGCCGGGCUGCAGGGGCUGCUGGAGACGCUGCGGAAGCAGCCCAGACCCCCAGACCUGCAGCGGCUGCUACUUAUCAAUAACGCCGGUUCCCUGGGUGAUCCCUCCAAAGGCAUCAUAGAUCUCACCGAUCCGGCAGAAGUCAAUGAUUAUUGGAUGCUGAAUGUCACUUCUGCACUCUGCCUGACUUCGGGUGUCCUGAGGACCUUUCCUCCGAGUUCCAACCUGGGCAGAAUUGUUGUCAAUAUCUCCUCCCAGUUUGCUCUGAAGCCCACCAAGAGCUGGGCUUUGUACUGUAUGGGAAAAGCCGCUCGUGACAUGUUGUUCAAAGUCUUAGCAGCUGAGGAGCCUGAUGUUAGAGUGCUGAGCUAUGCCCCAGGUCCUCUGGACACAGAUAUGCGUCAGACUGCCAAGGCGUACACAAAGGAUCCUGAAACCCGCCAGAUGUUACAUCAGCUGUCCCAGAGUGGGGGUCUAGUGGAUUGCACUGUGUCUGGCCAGAAACUGAUGGAGCUAUUGCAAGCAAACACCUUUAAGUCUGGGGCCCAUAUUGAUUUCUUCGAUAAAUAAGUUACUUGUGUUCUCUACUCCUUUCCGCUACCCCAACCAACUCCAUACUCUUUUGUAUUUGAUAAUUUUAUCAUAAAAUAUUAAAGCACUGUUUAUUUUCCUUGGGCUAAAUAUCUGGCCCUUAAUGAGGACAGCAGCCAUUCAUUAAAUAAACACAUCCAUUAUAGAUUUAAAGCUGAAAGAAAUCUCACAGAUAGCUGGACUAAGCCCCUUAUUUUACAGAUGAGGACCCAGAGAGGGCAAAUGUUGACAUGUAGCGACCGGCAAAGCUAGUUCAAUUUUGACUCCAAAAUUUAGCACAUCGUGGACUGCAGCAAGAACCACAGAAUUUUGCAGCUGGUGGGGAUCUCAGAGAUCCAAUAGAUGCCUGACCAUAAAUUCCCUUCACAGUGAAAAAGAACCUAUCACUUGCCAAAGCAGCCUGUUCUAUUCUUUGGUAGUUCUUGUCAUGAGGAGUUUUUCCUGACAUUAAGCUUAAAUGCGCCUCUUGGCAGCAUCCAGGUGAUCCCCCACCAUUUUUCCUCUUCUGCUGCCUGGGGCCGAGCCAAACCCAUUUGAGCAUCCAGGAUGGCAGACUCUCCCUGCCAAAGUAGUAUUUCUUAGUUGGUAUCACAUCCAGGAAAUAGAUAAAAUCACCAAGCUAACCAUCCUUCAUUCCUCCCUUAGUUCUGCUUCUGACUCUCUGGACUUCCGCUAGCUCUUGCCUGGAUUUCCCUUCCCCUUUUAUUAAGUAAGUUUAUAAAGUAGCUAAUAAAAAAGUAACAAUAGCAGGGAGAUUGCAAAGGGGAAUCUAGAAGUUCUUUACAGAUCGUCUCAUAAAGGGAGCACAAAGGUUUCUUGCAAAGUGUCUCUCAUAAAUGAACCAUCCUGAGAUUAUAUUCUAAAAAAAAGGAAAGCCUUCUGAACUUUGUUGUGAGGACUUUUGAUUCUGUUAAUUGUCUCGGUCUGUAACUCUCAGAGAAGUUCUGAAUGUCCAUAGUAAGAUCAUCAGAAGAGCAAAUGCUCAUGAUGAACUUUAAACUGAUGUAGAUAUGAUAGUAAACCCAAGGUGACACAGAUAACAAUGUCUCCCACCAAAUUUCUAUUAAAAUGAGACCCCCAAACUCUUGUCUCUUAGCACUUUUCCAUCUCCUAAGGGUCCAUGCUGCUUGAAUACUCCCGACUUCAAUCCAUGCUUAUGUGACUCUUCCCCUACCCAUUCUCUUCUCCAUGCUGCUUAACCUCUUUCACCGCCCCAUUCCUGUCCCCAUGCCAUCUGCAUCUGUACCCCCUUCCCUCACUGUUUGUCUCUGUACUUUCUGCUGUUUGCCCAUGUACCCUCUGUGCCUUAUUAAAAUGUGAUUGAAAUAUU
Antechinus flavipes (yellow-footed antechinus) is the source of this 2152-nucleotide messenger RNA. Its product is annotated as sepiapterin reductase-like. The transcript has 3 exons. Gene Ontology annotation, biological process: tetrahydrobiopterin biosynthetic process. The record is from RefSeq and is a predicted model, not a curated record. The coding region runs from base 16 to 801 and encodes 261 amino acids. Lineage: Eukaryota; Metazoa; Chordata; Mammalia; Dasyuromorphia; Dasyuridae. Gene Ontology annotation, molecular function: sepiapterin reductase (NADP+) activity.